Molecule: messenger RNA, 634 nt
Organism: Quercus robur (English oak)
Lineage: Eukaryota; Viridiplantae; Streptophyta; Magnoliopsida; Fagales; Fagaceae
Product: putative RING-H2 finger protein ATL71
Exons: 1
Coding region: 71-502 (143 amino acids)
Source: RefSeq, a predicted model, not a curated record
ACAAAAUACAGCCCCCCUACGUUUUUUUCUCUAUGCAUCCCACCCUACCAUUUCAUUUUAGAUUCUAACCAUGUCUGCAAAUAUUCUAUAUGGGCUUGUAUAUAUUAUUAUACCCUUCUCUUUCAUCACUGUCAUGUUCAUAGUUAUACUACUGCUUUGCUAUUGCAGUGUUCACCCAUCCCUCCAAAUUCGCAACCUCGCAACUGCAGAACAAAAUGCAAUCACCCUCGAACUAGGCCUUCACGAAGCCACUCUAGACAAGUACCCAAAGCUCAUCUAUGCUCAAGCAAAGCUCCACAAGAACAAGGCCAACUCUACCGCAUCAUGUUGCUCAAUAUGCUUGGCUGAUUAUAAAGACACAGACGUGUUGCGGGAUUUACCAGAUUGUGGUCAUCUCUUUCAUCUUGAAUGUGUGGACUCAUGGUUAAAGCUGCAUGCUACAUGUCCGGUGUGUCGGAACUCGCCUCUAGCCAAGCCGGUGCCUUUGGAGGUGUCUCAUUAACGCCUUUUUUGUAGGUAUUUAUUAUAAAGUACUAUAAAUUUGUUUUGCACAGAUUCAUGUAUGUGGAUUGGUACUUUUAAGUUGGAUUUUGUGUGGCACAUUUUUUAUUCGAAUUCUUCUCUGUUAAUAAUU